Macroventuria anomochaeta is the source of this 584-nucleotide messenger RNA. RefSeq lists its product as uncharacterized. NCBI's taxonomy places the organism in Eukaryota, Fungi, Ascomycota, Dothideomycetes, Pleosporales, Didymellaceae. The coding region runs from base 22 to 315 and encodes 97 amino acids. The record is from RefSeq and is a predicted model, not a curated record. The transcript has 2 exons.
UGAUCUUUUUGUAUUGGUGCUAUGGGAAGAGCAAAUAUCUACCUUUGUGCCAAACAGGAGCUGAUUGAUAAGCUGGCGAAUCAGGGCAGCAGAAUGCCCGCAAACAGGUUCUUGGGGUUUUGUGACAGGAGGUUCUUGUUACGAUCCUACUGUUACGAUCCUACGUCCCGCGAUAGGACGGCAGAAGCAAUAAGUAACCACCAACCAAACAUGGGGACCUGGGGGAAGGCACAGCAUGACAAGGCCGCCCGGCCGGCGCCUAAUGGGUUCAGGCAGGCUCACAUGACAAGCUCGCCAACGAGCAAGGUCACGUGAGCGCUCGUCAAUGAGCACGACGUCUUCUUCCCCCUACUCCCUCUCCAUCCCCGUCGUCAACAAAGCCAUCGGUGGCAGUAGCUCCCGCUUCUACACCCGCGAAGGCCGCUAUGACGAGAUCAUCUGUCACGGUUUGGGGUCUCUCCCUGUCACGGUUCAGGGUGCUCCUGCCUAUAUAUACUGUUCGUAGCUUCACUCAAUACAAUCUCAGUACAAUCCUCAACUUCUUCCUUUGCGUACAGUUCACUGAACUCCAACAGACAUUGAUG